ACGUACGGAGGCUCCUUUCACGAAGAGUCACUCCUCUGCCCAAAACCGAGUCCUUCGCUACGUCGUGCUGAGCUGCGAGGACUCCAAUACUCUCGUUUCGCGAAGCCUUCACGAUGUCCUUGUUCGAGUCCUUCACAAUGCAACCGAUUCCGAUGGACUUUCAUAGUGUAUACUGGUCGCAAGGAUACGAAUAACUCACAUUCAUGUAUCUCCAUCAUCUCUGUAUACGUAUACGUAUCUCUCGCUCUGUUCUAUUUUGGCUGUGUAGGGACAUACUGUUUCCAAGCUUAUCAGAACACUCACUUUUUAUCACAUUUAACGCAAACAAUGGUCAUAAUAGCAUCUUUCAGAUAUAAACAUACUUGAGGAUAUUCUCUAUCAGCGUAAUAACAAAGAACGUCUGUUUCUUUUUUUUUUUGGAUAUGUUCCACAAGGUGCAUACAUUCUAAGAAAACAUGCCUCUGUUUGGAAAGUCCCAGAAGAGUCCGGCGGAGGUGGUGAAGGCUCUCAAGGAGGCGGUAAACGCGUUGGAGCGCGGCGACAAGAAGGUAGAGAAGGCGCAAGAAGAUGUGAGCAAGAAUCUUGUGCACAUCAAAAACAUGCUGUACGGCACGGCUGAGACAGAGCCGCAG
Molecule: messenger RNA, 632 nt
Organism: Temnothorax curvispinosus
Lineage: Eukaryota; Metazoa; Arthropoda; Insecta; Hymenoptera; Formicidae
Product: protein Mo25-like
Exons: 2
Source: RefSeq, a predicted model, not a curated record